Messenger RNA from Aphidius gifuensis, 4093 nucleotides. RefSeq names its product cullin-associated NEDD8-dissociated protein 1 (gene Cand1). The transcript is spliced from 3 exons. Gene Ontology annotation, biological process: protein ubiquitination; SCF complex assembly. Lineage: Eukaryota; Metazoa; Arthropoda; Insecta; Hymenoptera; Braconidae. Bases 138 to 3863 code for a protein of 1241 amino acids. Gene Ontology annotation, cellular component: nucleus. The record is from RefSeq and is a predicted model, not a curated record.
AAGAUUUUUUGUGAAAGAAAGCAACUAAUAAUGAAUAAAUAUCUAAUACGGGAAUACGGCAUUCGGCAUUGUACGGCAUUCAGUAAUCAGUAGCAUUUAACAAAUCUGAAAAAAGUACAUAAAGCAAAGCUCCCACCAUGGCUAAUGUUUCGUAUCAAAUAGCAAAUUUGCUAGAAAAGAUGACGUCUAACGACAAAGACUUUAGAUUUAUGGCCACGAACGAUUUGAUGACUGAACUACAAAAAGACAGCAUCAAAUUAGACGAUGAUUCAGAACGCAAAGUAGUAAAAAUGCUUUUGAAAUUAUUGGAAGAUAAAAAUGGUGAAGUCCAAAAUUUAGCAGUAAAAUGUUUGGGACCACUUGUGAACAAAGUCAAAGAGUAUCAGGUUGAGACAAUCGUUGAUUCACUGUGCACUAAUAUGGUAUCGGAUAAAGAACAAUUGCGUGAUAUUUCAAGUAUAGGCCUUAAAACAGUCAUAUCAGAACUUCCAUUAGGAUCAAAUGAACUUGCUGAAAAUGUUUGUAAACGAAUAACUGGUAAACUGAGUACUGCAAUUGAAAAACAAAGUGAUGUGUCUGUACAGCUUGAAGCAUUAGACAUUGUUGCUGAUCUUUUGUCACGUUUUGGUUCACUUCUAUUCAGUUUCCAUCAGACAAUACUUGCUGCGCUGUUGCCUCAGCUAUCUUCACCACGUCAAGCUGUAAGAAAACGAACAAUUGUCGCUCUCAGUCAUUUGCUUACAUCGAGUAACAAUAUUUUAUACAAAAAACUUAUUGAUUAUCUUUUGGAUGGUUUAACAACUCAAACAGUGAAAAAUGUUAUUCGCACAUACAUUCAAUGCAUCGCAUCAAUUUGUCGUCAAGCAGGUCACCGUUUCGGUGAACAAAUUGAACGUGUUAUGCCACUUAUCGUAAAAUACAGUUAUGAAGAUGACGAUGAACUUCGUGAAUACUGUCUCCAGGCAUUUGAAUCAUUUGUUUACCGUUGUCCAAAAGAAAUAACACCGCAUAUUAACAAAAUUAUUGAAACAUGUUUGCUUUAUAUAACAUACGAUCCAAAUUAUAAUUAUGAUGAUGAUGUUAAUGAUUUAUCUGAUGGAGAAGCUGCUAUCAUGGAAACUGAAGAAGAUGGUGAAGAAGAUGGUGAAGAUGAAUAUUCUGAUGAUGAUGACAUGAGUUGGAAAGUACGACGAGCUUCAGCAAAAUGUCUUGAAGCUGUUGUAUCAAGUAGACGUGAAUUACUUCCUGAAUUGUACAAAGUUGUAUCACCAGCUUUAAUCGCAAGAUUUAAAGAACGUGAAGAAAAUGUUAAAUCUGAUAUUUUUCAUGCAUAUAUUGCACUUUUACGACAAACACGUCCAACCUCAUCUGUUGCAACUAUGGAUCCAGAUUCAAUGGAGGAUGAAGAGUGUCCAAUAUCACUUCUUCAACAACAAGUGCCUCUUAUUGUGAAAGCUGUACAUCGACAAAUGAAAGAAAAAAGUAUAAAAACACGUCAAGAUUGUUUUUCACUUCUCAAAGAACUUAUAUUAGUUUUACCUGGGGCUUUGUCAAAUCAUAUACCAGCUCUUAUUCCUGGAAUUCAGUAUUCAUUGGGUGAAAAAAAUUCAUCAUCAAAUAUGAAAAUUGAUACAUUGUCAUUUGUUCAUACAUUAUUAAUAACACAUCAACCAGAAGCAUUUCAUGCAUAUAUGUCAGUUUUAGCACCACCAAUUAUAACAGCUGUACGUGAUCCAUUUUAUAAAAUAACAGCCGAGGCUUUACUUGUUUUACAACAACUUGUUCAAGUUAUAAGACCCCAUGGUAAACAGGUUAAUUAUGAUUUUCAAGCAUUGGCAUCUGAAAUUUAUGCUUGCACGUUGGCCAGAUUAAAAACAGCAGAUAUUGAUCAAGAAGUUAAAGAGCGUGCAAUUGCAUGUAUGGGACAAAUUUUCUCACAUUUGAGUGACACACUUUAUAUUGAGGCUCAAGAUUGUCUUCCAAUAUUUUUGGAUAGACUUCGUAAUGAAAUUACAAGACUUACUACGGUGAAAGCACUAACUUGUAUUGCUGCUUCACCACUAAAUGUUGAUUUAGAUCCUAUUAUGUCACAAGCAGUUCCAAUACUUGGUUCAUUUUUAAGAAAAAAUCAACGAGCAUUAAAACUUUGCUCUUUGACAUUACUUGAUACUCUUCUUAAAAGUUAUUAUUCUCGUGGUCACACUAAUGGUGAUCUUGAUUUUUCAUUUGAUGAAGUUAUUGCAGAGCUACCUUCACUUCUCAAUGAAGCUGAUCUUCAUAUUGCUCAAUUAACACUAACUUUAUUAACAACAAUUGCAAAACUAUAUCCACUUGCUUUGUCAAAAAUAAAUGAUUAUAUUUUACCAGAAAUAUUAAAACUUGUUAAAUCACCAUUAUUGCAAGGUGCUGCAUUACAAGCAAUGCUUGAAUUUUUUCAAGCUUUGGUUCAAGCAAAUAUGCCUGGACUUGGUUAUCGUGAAUUAUUGGGUAUGCUGAUUGCACCAAUAAGUCAAUCUGUACUUCAUAAACAGGCCUAUCAUUCAUUAGCCAAAUGUGCUGCUGCUUUGACAAUCAUAUGGCAAAAAGAAGCACACAAAGUUGUCGAACAAUUUAUUAAAGACGUUCAACUUUCACAAAAUGAUGCUCAACAAAUAUUUGCUUUAUUUGUUAUUGGUGAAAUUGGUAAGCAUAUUGAUCUUAGUGGCAUUGCAUCACUCAAACAUGUUAUUUUAACAUCAUUUGGAUCACAUUCUGAAGAAGUUAAAUCAGCUGCUAGUUAUACUCUUGGUAAUAUUGCUGUUGGUAAUUUACCCGAGUAUUUACCAUUUAUAUUAAAUGAAAUUGAAGCACAACCCAAAAGACAAUAUCUUGUUCUUCAUUCACUCAAAGAAAUAAUAGCAUGUCAAUCAAGUAGUACUGAUGGUGUGUCACAUUUACAAAAUUUUGUACCUUCAAUUUGGAAUCUUCUUUACAGACACUGUGAAUGUAAUGAAGAAGGAACAAGGAACGUCGUUGCUGAAUGUCUCGGUAAAUUAACACUUAUUGAUCCAGCAACACUAUUACCAAAACUUCAAGAAUCAUUAACAUCACCAUCAGCCUUGAUGAGAACAACAACAGUUACUGCUGUAAAAUUUACAAUAUCAGAUCAACCACAACCAAUUGAUGCAAUGUUAAAACAUUGCAUGGGAAGUUUUUUAGUUGCUCUUGAAGAUACAAAUUUAAAUGUCAGAAGAGUCGCACUUGUUGCAUUUAAUUCAGCUGCUCACAAUAAACCAAUGUUAAUUAGAGAUUUAUUGGAUUCCGUUUUACCACAAUUGUACGCUGAAACAUUGAUAAAACCUGAUUUAAUUAGAGAAGUUGAAAUGGGACCAUUUAAACACACUGUUGAUGAUGGUCUUGAUUUACGAAAAGCUGCAUUUGAAUGUAUGUAUACAUUGUUAGAUUCAUGUUUGGAUAGACUUGAUGUUUUCGAUUUUUUACAACACGUUGAAAAUGGACUCAAGGAUCAUUAUGAUAUUAAAAUGUUGACAUAUUUGAUGACGGCCAGAUUAGCACAACUUUGUCCAACAGCUGUACUACAAAGAUUAGAUAGGCUUGUUGAGCCUUUAAAAAUGACUUGCACACAAAAAGUCAAAGCAAAUUCAGUUAAACAAGAGUAUGAAAAACACGAUGAGCUUAAAAGAUCCGCAUUAAGGGCUGUUGCUGCGCUUUUAACAAUUCCUGAUGCUGAUAAAAAUCCAUCUUUGUCAGAUUUUGUUGGUGUAAUUAAAAACACACCAGAAUUGCGCAACUUGUACGAUGCAAUCCAAAAAGACUGUUCAGGAAAUAAUGCCAACGAAACCAAUGUAAUGGAUCAGAGUUAAAUUCAACAAUACAAAACUCACCUUCGAAUACCUAUCAAAAAAAUUGAGAUAUUUAUAAAUUUGAAUUUUUUUUUUUUUUCUCUAAAUUAUUUAAGUUUUGUCAACAUCAUUUAUAUUUGACAGAAAAAGAAAUCGAAAAUUUUUUUUGUAUUCCAUGCUUUCCAUAAUUUUUAAAUACAGAAUUUUUUUAUUUAUCAUUAUUUUGUGUUGACAUCAAAAAAUGAUUAAAG